Messenger RNA from Zerene cesonia (dogface butterfly), 1854 nucleotides. RefSeq lists its product as uncharacterized. Gene Ontology annotation, molecular function: hyalurononglucosaminidase activity. Lineage: Eukaryota; Metazoa; Arthropoda; Insecta; Lepidoptera; Pieridae. Gene Ontology annotation, biological process: carbohydrate metabolic process; hyaluronan catabolic process. The record is from RefSeq and is a predicted model, not a curated record. The transcript has 6 exons. Bases 1 to 1542 code for a protein of 513 amino acids.
AUGGCAAGAGAAGGGGUUGCAAUAAUAGACUUCGAGUCCUGGCGGCCGGUGUUCCGGCAGAAUUUUGGAGUGCUCGUACCUUACAAGGAUGUUUCUUACGAGAUUGAGAGGAAAAUGCACUGGUGGUGGCCGAAAUCGUGGAUUACUACUGAGGCGAAGCAGCGUUUUGAAGAAUCAGCAAGGCGAUUUAUGCAGAACACAAUAUCAACGGCUAAGCAGUUGAGACCUAAGGGCAUCUGGGGCUACUACGGGUUCCCGUACUGUUUCAACAAACCUAGCAGUAUGAUAGAAAGUUGCCCGAAUCAGGUUGUUUCUGAGAACGACGAGACCUACUGGCUCUGGGCGGAAAGCACAGCUCUGUAUCCCUCCGUAUACAGUUCGCAAGACCUCUCGUCAUCUGAACUGGCUUCCCUCAUCCAGGGUCGGAUGAGGGAAGCCUCUCGUCUCAGGAGACGAGGUACUCCAAUUUUACCAUAUUUCUGGUAUAGGUACCAGGAUGGAGGGUUCUUGAGAGAGCAGGAUCUAUCGAUCGCUCUACAAUCUCUGUAUAAAUCAAACGCAUCGGGCGUCAUAAUAUGGGGUAGUUCCAACGACGUCAAUACUGUAGAAAAAUGCAACAAACUAAAACGCUACGUACAAACCACACUCGGUCCCUACAUAGCUAGAUACACAAAGGACAUACACAAAAUAAAAGACGAUUACACACCAGAACCUACCGACGUAUGGGACCUAAAACCUAACCUAAAUAAAACUCAGAACACAAUUCCUGAUCAAGAUCCUGAGUAUAAUUGGAUUCCACCAGAAAAUUAUACACACGAAAUAAUAAACAACGUGGAACAAGAAUUGAUGAAAAAGGGUUAUGAGGAAUUUAAUAGAACAAAUUUGGUCAAUGAAAGCAUCAUAUUCGAAAUGCUGUUGAAUUCACGGCCGACGGAAGAAAUUGAGAAGGAAAUGACUAAAAACGAUAAGAAUGUUAAAAUUGAAAUGACAAGUGAAGCUACUACUUCUACUACUGGUACAACUACGGAAUUAGUUAGUACAUUAGAUAAUAAUUACACAGAAACUACACAACAAACAACAGAAUCUGUUGAUUCAACAACAGAUUAUACAAUAGUACAAUAUAGUACGACAGAAUCACUUCAAAUUGAUUCUACAACAAGUCAAGCUUUAAAUAAUGAUGAACUUUUUGAAAAUUAUAAAAUAUAUGAUGAUCAAUUUGAGAAUGACAAAAUUGAUGAUGAACGUUUUGAAAAUGAUAAAAUAGAUGAUGAUUUUUUCGUUCUAUUUACAAACGUAUCACAAAUAGAUGACAUCACAACUGAAGAGAGCAUUAGCAGUAAGAGACCUAGAAGUGUUGGUGACCUAGAUGCUAAAUCUGAAACUACAACUGAGUAUUUUGAAGACAAAUUUCUGGAAAAUUCUACAUUUCAUCUCCUAACUCCGGCCGCUUCAGACGAGGAGGGUGACUUCUCAAAUGCGGCGAUUUCUUCAAACAACUUCGUUUAUACUAUUGCUAUAUGUGUGAUAUUUAUGUAUAUUUAACUGUUAUAUUAUAAAAAAUUUGGCUUUUUGUGUGAUGUGUAGAAAGAGCUGUUUGCUGUGUAGAGAAAAUUUAGCGAAAUAUUUUUCGACGUCAUUUUAAUAUGUACCUAUAAUAUACAGGUUUUAUAGUCAUUGUGAUAAGUCCUUAAGAACUGUAUUUGUUUUUUCCCUAUCUGUUAUUUCUAUAUAACAUCUCUAACUAACAACUUGACUGUUUCAUCGUGUCAUCAUUGGCAACUUUAUUACUUAAGUUACUUUUAAGUUCAAGUAUAUUUUAUAAUAAGUUUAAAACGUUUAACUUAUCUGUGAUAU